This is a messenger RNA of Mya arenaria, 573 nucleotides long. RefSeq names its product zygote arrest protein 1-like. The transcript has 2 exons. Lineage: Eukaryota; Metazoa; Mollusca; Bivalvia; Myida; Myidae. Gene Ontology annotation, molecular function: mRNA base-pairing post-transcriptional repressor activity. Gene Ontology annotation, biological process: translation. The record is from RefSeq and is a predicted model, not a curated record. The coding region runs from base 102 to 374 and encodes 90 amino acids. Gene Ontology annotation, cellular component: cytoplasm.
CCAGUUGUAUUUUCUGAAAUGAACCAGGUUCUUACAUAAUGCGAGACGGAGCUUAGGUUAUGCACAUUUCAGAACCAGCGAUUUGACAGCAUUUGAAAAAGAUGUACGGUUUCUUCGAAUGUUCUGACUGUGGUCUGGAAUGGGAAAGUGCGAAGGUGUAUUUCAAAGAUAUGGGGAACAAUGUGUAUUACGGACAGGAGUGUAAGGAUUGUGGUGACAUGACCCAGCCGUACCGUGUUGAGGAGACCACGUGCUCUCGGUGCGGGAAGGGGGCCAAGACGUGUGAUUGCGACAAGACCCGCCACUCGGACCCACACAAGCCACACAGGAGCGACCUCUGUGAGAAAUGCAGGUCUGGUGACCCCUGCAUGUAGCAUCCCAGUGAAUAGUGCGGAGAGAUUCGGUGACCCUUGCUGGAACCUACCACCUUCAGUGAACCCUGACUUAUCGUACACAAUAUUUAUAUGAAAAUCUAAAAACAAUACUUGAAUAAAAUGUUUCAGAAAAUUAUUUAUUUCGGACAUAAAAUGAUUAAUUGAUUAUAAUGAUAAUAAAAAGAUAACAAUGUAUUAA